Nasonia vitripennis (jewel wasp) is the source of this 2478-nucleotide messenger RNA. RefSeq names its product nuclear pore complex protein Nup98-Nup96. Lineage: Eukaryota; Metazoa; Arthropoda; Insecta; Hymenoptera; Pteromalidae. The transcript has 7 exons. Gene Ontology annotation, molecular function: metal ion binding. The record is from RefSeq and is a predicted model, not a curated record. Bases 99 to 2120 code for a protein of 673 amino acids.
GUGCCGCGCGUGUCUCGUCGGACGACGGCGAUCUUUUCGGAGCAGUGAGGAUGUUUAUUUUUUUGACUACAUUCCUUUAGGCCUGAUUAUCAGUAAAAAUGGUGCUUUGCAAGUACUUUCAGCAAGGCACCUGCCGGUUUGGACAGUACUGCAAAUUUGAGCAUGCUUACGGUAACAGGAGCAAAACUUUUGGCGACGAGAAGAACAUUGCUUUAUUGGUUGCCGAAGAUGUUCUGCAAGCUGAAAGAGGUGGGCAGUGGUUGCUCUCUUGCUAUGGACCCUUCAAGGAACGAAAAUGCAUUCCAGGAAUGGAUGAUUUGUCCCCAGAGGAAGUUAGAUGGGAGAUGUAUCAAGCGCAAAAGACUGGGGCUGUGGAUCAAAUAAAAGCUCAAUUCCAACAAAUGUGUGAAGCAAUGAAGGUGAAACGAGAUGCUCUUAAGAAUCCCACACCAGCUAUCGUUCAACUAUUGGAGGAAGUUCAGAGCUCAGGCUCGGAAAAUUCAGCCUUUGGAGACAAACAGAAACAGGGAAAUUAUGCCUUUGGUCAGCCCCAGACGGGAGCCUCGAAUCAACCUAAUCAAAGCUCUAACGUUUUUGGACAAAAACCAGCUUUUGGCGCAGCACCCAGCAACCCCUUUGGUGGAAGCACUAGCAAUACCUUUGGCUCGAACCAGCAAUCCUCUUCGAUUUUCGGUAGACCAGCUGCGGCCACCACAACCAAUUCCGUCUUUGGAGGUAAAGCCAGCUUUGGUACACCCUCCGUGUUUGGUGGAGGCACUGCAACAGCCGCUCCUACUGCCGGGGGCUCGAUCUUUGGAAGCGGUAGUAAACCCGCUGCUACGCCUUUUGGAACAGUACAGAACGCACCAACUUUUGGUGGAUUGGCUACGCAGGGUACGAAUAUAUUCGGAGGCGCGGCUACAGGAACACAGAGUGGCUUCGGUCAGCCACCAGCGUUCGGUGCAGCUCAAGCACAGACGACUGGAAAUGCUUUUUUGAAACCCGCGACGGCACAGGGUUCGGUGUUCGGUGGAGCAGCGACUGGAGGUAGCGUUUUUGGUGGUAACGCUACAGCCACCGCUGCUGCUCCUGCAUUUGGUGCGACACCUGCGGCUGUAUCCAGUGCUCCCAGCGGUACCGGGAUAUUCGGACAACCAACGCAGGCUAAUGCCGCUUUCGGUGGUGCACCGGUCUUUGGCGGAACUGCUGGUUUUGGCACUGCUCAGCCCACAGCUGGUGGUUCAGUCUUUGGAGGUCAGUCAGCUUUUGGUGCCGCACCAGCUGCUGCAGCCUCGACCAAUGUCUUCGGAGGUAACACAGCUGCGGCAGCGACAACCGGCUUUGGAGCACUGGCGCAGCAGGGAGCUACGGCAAACGCUUUCGGAGCAGCAAGCGCGACUCCUGCUGUCGCUACUAAUACCUUUGGAGCUGCAAGCGCAACUCCUGCCGCUACGAAUGUCUUUGGAGCUCCAGCUGCGACUCCAGCCGCUGCUACCAAUGCUUUUGGAGUCGCAAGUGCGACCCCAGCCGCUGCUACCAACGCUUUUGGAGCUGCCCCCAUCUCCACGGCUACAGGACCUUUUGGUGGCACUGCGAAUCAAGCUGCAAACACGGUAUUCGCAACGUCAGCUUCAGCGGCACCAGGACCAUUUGGUGGUAACGCUGCUUUUUCCAAACCUGCAUCGUUCGGAUUCGCGACUCCAGCGACGAACACGACCAGUGUCUUCGGAACAAGUAUAGCCACUUCAACGACCCAGUCACCAUUUGGUACCAAUACUUUUGGCAACGUACAGCCUCAGCAGCAACAGCAACAACAACAAUCUGUAUUUGCCAGUUCGACACAAGCAACAGCUGCAGCAGCCAACCCUUUUAUGCAAGCAAAAACCCAACAGCAGAGCUCGCCGUUUGGAGUCGCUUCAUCGACACAGUCAAGUCCGUUUGGUAACUUUGCUAAACCGACUGGAAAUGCGUUUGGUAGUGUCUCGGUAACGGUGAUGAUCGAUGAGACGGCUUACAGUACAGACGAUUGUCUUACCGAUGACGAGAAGGCGGCAUACCGCGCGAGCGCUUUUACCGAGGGUCACAUACCACUCAGGCCGCCUACCAAAGAGCUCAAAUGAACUUGAUAACUUUGAAAGAUAUUUAUCGGUUUCAACUGAUUUUUUUUUCGUAUUGUUACUAUGCGUUGAAAAAACCGUCAAGUUGGAAGAUGAACGUAACGACCUUUAAUGUAUUUGACUUUAUCUUCGACAUCGUAUUUUUUUUAGAAAUUUUGUUUGAAGAAACAGACUAUUUGUCGUUUAUUUGACUGUUAAGUCUUGCAAAGCUUUGAUUGUUUAUAUAUUAUGGUUUUUAACUAUUUUAUAAAAACGUUGUAUAUAUACAAAUAGAACCUCGAUUCUCGCGCGGAAAGAUAGAUAGAAAAAGUGUACAUUUUUUACAUGAAUAAAUGAGAUGAAUUUUUGUUAAAAAAAGAAA